Messenger RNA from Meleagris gallopavo (turkey), 2180 nucleotides. The record is from RefSeq and is a predicted model, not a curated record. NCBI's taxonomy places the organism in Eukaryota, Metazoa, Chordata, Aves, Galliformes, Phasianidae.
CGGGGUCGGCGCUGGGCGGGGCUGCCGAAUUCGCUUUGGCCCAGGGUCGAGCCGCGGGGGAGCGGGGAGGGGAAGGCUGCGGUGACCCCCCCGGGUGCGUCCCCCCCCAGGUCCUUGAGACGGGCCGAGAGCUUCGGAGCGAAGGUCCCCGCGAGGACGAGCGGGGCCGGAUCCACCGUCGCCACCUCCCGCAGCGCCGGGCGCUGCCGGCCAGGCCCCUCCGCCCAUGAACCGGAAAAGUGGGGGUGGCGGCGGGGCGGCGGUGGACACUCGCCAUGGAGUUCUCAACGGCGGACUACAGCAUCUUCGUGCUGCUGCUGGUGCUGUCAGCGGCCAUCGGGCUGUUCUAUGCGCUGAGCGGCGGGCGGCAGCGCACGGUGCAGGAAUUCCUGCUGGCCAACCGCAGCAUGGGCUUUUUACCCGUUGCCCUGUCCCUGUUGGCUACCUUCCAAUCUGCGGUGGCCAUCCUGGGGGUGCCGGCAGAGAUCUAUCGCUUCGGCACCGAGUACUGGUUCCUGGGCUGCUCCUAUUUCCUGGGGCUGCUCAUCCCUGCGCACGUCUUCAUCCCCGUCUUCUACCGCCUGCGGAUCACCAGCGCCUACGAGUACUUGGAGCUGCGCUUCAACAAGACCGUGCGCAUCUUCGGCACCAUCACCUUCAUCUUCCAGAUGGUCAUCUACAUGGGAGUGGUGCUCUACGCUCCUGCGCUGGCACUCAAUGCAGUGACAGGCUUUGACCUCUGGAGCGCGGUGCUCACCAUCGGGCUGGUCUGCACGUUGUACACUACAUUGGGAGGGCUGAAAGCCGUCAUCUGGACCGACGUGUUCCAGACUCUGGUCAUGUUUGCGGGGCAACUGGCUGUCAUCGUGGUGGGCGCACGGCGCGUGGGGGGCAUGGCCCGCGUGUGGCACCUGGCUGAGCAGCAGGGCAAGAUCUCCAGCAUUGACCUGGACCCCGACCCCUACGUGCGGCACACCUUCUGGACGCUGGCUUUCGGGGGGGUCUUCAUGAUGCUGUCGCUGUACGGCGUGAACCAGGCGCAAGUGCAGCGCUACCUGAGCUCCCGCAGCGAGAGGCAGGCGGUGCUCUCCUGCUACGCCGUCUUCCCCUGCCAGCAGAUCGUUCUGUGCCUCAGCUGCCUCACCGGCCUCGUCAUGUUCGUCUAUGACCGCGAGCACCCACUCGUCCCCAGUGGCACUCGCAUCUCCUCCGACCAGCUGGUGCUGUACUUUGUGAUGGAUGUGCUGCGGGACCUGCCGGGGCUGCCUGGCCUCUUUGUCGCCUGUCUCUUCAGCGGCUCACUCAGCACCAUCUCCUCUGCCUUCAACUCGCUGGCGACGGUGACAGUGGAGGACCUGGUGCGGCCGCACUGCCCUGGGCUAUCAGAGUCCCGUGCCACGCUGAUCUCCAAGUUCCUGGCUUUCGGCUACGGGCUGCUGUGCCUGGGAAUGGCCUACGUGUCUUCUAUGCUGGGCCCUGUGCUGCAGGCGGCCAUCAGUAUCUUUGGCAUGGUGGGGGGGCCGCUGCUGGGGCUCUUCUGCCUGGGGAUGUUCUUCCCCUGUGCCAACCCCACGGGCGCGGUGGUGGGGCUGCUGGCCGGGCUGGCCAUGGCCUUCUGGGUGGGCAUCGGCAGCCUGGUGGCCAACAUGGGGGGGGCCGUCCCCCUGGCCAACAGCACCGUGGCCCCCCCGAUCAACUUGACCACACCAGCCACGCUCACUACCAUGCUGCUCACCUCCACAACACCCCCCCCAAGCCCCACGGGCCUGCAGAAGUUUUACCGCCUCUCCUACAUGUGGUACAGUGCCCACAACUCCACCACGGUCAUCGCAGUGGGGCUCGUGGUCAGCCUGCUCACCGGUGGGUGCAAGAUACGGGCCCUGCUCACAAGAGCGCCUCGGCGCGCGCAGUAUUGCAUGGCCCCGCCCCGUUACGCACGGCCCCGCCGCCGGCAGCCAAUCGCACCGCAGCGUCUCCACGUGGCGGCUGAUCCCCAAUUCCGGUUCCGCCCUCCGCGCAGCGCGGCAGUCCUGAAUGCCGCGGGCCCGGCGUUAGCGUGCAGGGCGGAGGGGCUGCGGGGCGGGGCUACGCAGAUCAGCGCGCAGACGCAAGCAGUGUGUGCGGUGCUGACUCACAGAACACUGAACCGUAAAGCGCUUUGUGUUAGAAGGGAUCUUUAA